Molecule: messenger RNA, 999 nt
Organism: Schistocerca piceifrons (Central American locust)
Lineage: Eukaryota; Metazoa; Arthropoda; Insecta; Orthoptera; Acrididae
Product: piggyBac transposable element-derived protein 3-like
Exons: 1
Coding region: 1-999 (332 amino acids)
Source: RefSeq, a predicted model, not a curated record
AUGGCUUCGACACGCAAAGCAAGAGAGUCAGUACGUGCAAAUGCAGCUAAUUUUGAAAGUGUUGUGGCUCAGUGGUUUGAAGAAGAUGAUUCUUACGGGGAAGGAAAUAUUUUUGAAGAUGCAAGUGGUGAAGAAUCAGCCAAUGAACCUGCAGGUGUGAAUAUUGAGGCAGAUGACAGUCCUUCCGAUAAUAUUACUUCAUCAGAGUCUGAAAAUGAAGAACCACCGCAAAAAGGUAUAGAAGACUACGUAUACAUUAGUCGGAAUGGAACGAUUUGGAAAUUAGAUCCUCCUGCAACUUUUCGUAUGCCUGUCCAUAAUAUCGUAAAGAAGGCACCUGGUCCAGCCCGCGGUUUGAAAACCAGUAAACCUAAGGAUGCCUGGGACUGUUUCAUCUCCAAGGAAAUACUAGAGGAAAUCAUCAACUGCACAAAUUAUGAAGGCAGAAUAGUGGCUGCUUUACGGGGUAAAACGUGGAAAAACGUUUCGCUUGCUGAAAUGGAGUGUUUUCUUGGUCUUUUACUGCUUUCUGGUGUUGAGAAGAGUUGGGAUGUCCCUAUUAGAGAAUUAUUCUUGGAUGAAAAGGCAAAUCCUACAUAUAAGGCCACCAUGUCAGUAAACAGAUUCGAGGAUAUAAGGAGAAUGAUUAGAUUUGAUGACAGUCAUACCCAUGAAGCUCAAUCUGCAGAUGACAAACUUGCAACUGUUCGCUGUGUAUGGGAACUAUUGCUUGACAAGUGUAGAAAUAGAAUGAUUCCCAAUGAUUCGCUCACAGUUGACGAACAGCUAGUCCCAUUCCGUGGAAGAUGCAGCUUCACCCAGUAUAUGCCCUCUAAGCCAGCCAAGUAUGGCAUAAAAAUAUUUUGGUUAUGUGAUGCUACAUCUGCAUAUGCUUUAGACAGAAUUGUUUACACGGGAAGGAAGCCCCAUGAACCUAUUCAGAAAAAUCUUGGAUUGAAUGUGGUGAAAGAUCUUGCUAAAAGCAUUGAAGGAUCAUAA